AGGCGCUUGUGGUGUCCACGCCUACAAACGCUAAUCUAAACAAAGAUGGCGGCCUGUGUCAUUCGUCGGACCUUUUUGUCAACGGUUAAUAAAUAUAAUAGGAAACACGCCAUCAGUGUACUAAAUGUCGAUUUAAACAGUAGACAAACUCUGAAUAGGACGCGUUUAUCAUGUAGCUUGUUCAACGUCCAACAGAAACGGUUGAUGUCGUCAAGGCCAGAGGGGAAGGUGCUGGAGACAGUAGGAGUGUUUGAGGCUCCCAAACAUCAGGGGAAAUAUGAAACAGGACAAUUAUUCUUGCACAGUGUGUUUGGCUACAGAGGGAUCGUGCUCUUCCCCUGGCACGCCCGCCUCUACGACCGCGACGUCACUCCUGCGACGGAGAGUAAGCCUACGGAACCCCCUGGGGCACACCGGUCCAAAGAGGUGAAAGGGAAAACUCACACAUACUAUCAGGUUCUGAUAGACACCAGGGACUGUCCCCACAUUUCUCAGAGAUCACAGACUGAGGCGGUGACGUUUCUGGCCAAUCAUGAUGACAGCAGGGCGCUUUAUGCCAUUCCAGGGCUGGACUAUGUGAGUCAUGAAGACAUCCUGCCCUACAACUCCACAGACCAGGUCCCCAUUCAGCAUGAGCUGUUUGAGCGUUUCCUCAAGUUCAAUGCCUCCAAAGUUCCCCCAUUCAUACCACGGGACACGCUGCAGGCGUGGCAGGAGAAGAACCACCCGUGGCUGGAGCUGUCGGACGUGCACCGCGAGACCACUGAGAACAUCCGCGUUACUGUUAUCCCCUUCUACAUGGGCAUGAGGGAAGCCCAGAAUUCCCACGUAUAUUGGUGGCGGUACUGUAUCCGUCUGGAGAACAUGGGGGAGGAGGUGGUGCAACUGAGGGAGAGACACUGGAGGAUCUUCAGCCUCUCAGGCACCCUGGAGACGGUCCGUGGCAGAGGAGUGGUGGGACGGGAGCCAGUGUUGUCCGAAGAGCAGCCUGCCUUCCAGUACAGCAGUCACGUCUCACUGCAGGCACCCAGCGGGCACAUGUGGGGGACUUUAACUUGCCAACGGGCUAAUGGCGGCGCCAUGUUCGAGGUGGCCAUCCCCUCCUUCUCCCUGGAGAGCCACGGCCAUAGGGACAGCCCCUACUCCUUCCUCUUCUGAGAGAGGGGGGGGAGAGAGAGAGACUGGCUCCUCUUCUUUAUGGUGGAAAUGGACCCAGGCUCAGUCCCCCCCCCACAUUUGUGUUUUUAUCUCUUCUCCUCAGGGACUUUAUUUAUGCUUUCACCUCUAAGGCAAUCCUUUAUGCAUGCAACCAGAGGUCCGAUAUUAGACAAGUUACACACCUCACACUGAGGUUGUGUAAAGCGGUUAAAGACAUGCGGUGGCACAUUGGCGACUAAGUAUUUUCAUUUUUUUGUACUUCACGCUUUGGACUGGAUGUCGCAAUGUGUAGGUCAUCCCUGCAUAAUCAAUGCACAGAAUUACUGUCUAACCUCAAUUAGCCACGAAAUCCCGAGUUUGAAAGAGACGGGCGCAGCUGAUCAGCCCCCUAGCAAUUUGAGUUCUAGCCAAUGAGCUUCAGCCCCUCGCCAGAGUGUUGCCAUUUGAGUGACGGCUAGCAAGAUGCACCUACAGCCGAGCGAGAGGGAGCAAAGACGAUGUGCACAUGGUGCCUCCAGAAAGUAUUCACACCCCUUGACUUUAUUUAACUAGGCAAGUCAGUUAAGAACAAAUUCUUAUUUAAAAUGACGGCCAAACCCGGACAACGCUGGGCCAGUUGUGCACCGCCCUAUGGGACUCCCAAUCACGGCCGGCUGUGAUACAGCCUGGAUUUGAACCAGGGACUAGUGACGUCUCUUGCCCUGAGAUGCAGUGCCUUAAACCGCUGCGCCACUCGCUACAGAGAUGGGGUAGUCAUUUACACUGAAAUUUGUUCAAAGAUUUUACUGAGUUAGAGUUCAUUAAAGGAAAUCAGUCAAUUGAUAUGAAUGCAUUAGGCCCUAAUCUAUGGAUUUCACAUGACUGGGAAUACAGAUUGGUUGUGCAAACCCACAGUUCCAUCAGCUGUCUGGGUGGCUGGUCUUGGAUGAUCCUGCUGGUGAAAAAGCCGGAUGUGGAGGUCCUGGGCUGGCGUGGUUAUACAUGGUCUGCAGUUGUGAGGCCAGUUAGACAUAAUGCCAAAUUAGGCGGCUUAUGGUAGAGAAAUUCUGGCAACAGGUCUGGUGGAUAUUCCUGCUGUCAGCAUGCAAAUUGCACAGCAUGCAAACUGCACGGCAUUGUGUUGGGUGACAACUGCACAUUUUAGUGUGUGAUUGCCCCAGCACAAGGUGCACCUGUGUAAUGAUCAUGCUGUUUAAUCAGCUUCUUGAUGUGCCACACCAGUCAGGUGGAUGGAUUAUCUUGACAACGGAGAAAUGCUCACUAAAUAUGUAUACAAAUUUGUGAACGACAUUUGAGAGAAAUACGCUUUUUCUGCAUAUGUAAAUGAUCUGGGAUCUUUUAUUUCAGCUCAUGAAACAUGGGACCAACAAUUUUACAUGUUGCAUUUAUAUUUUGUUUAGUAUAAAAAUCGUGUUGAACACUUGCACAGAGUGAGUCCUGUAACUUAUCAUGUGACUUAAGCACAUUUUUACUCCUGAACUUAUGCAGGUUUAACAUAACAAAAGGGUUGAAUAUUUAUUGAUUCAAGACAUUUCAGCUUUUCAUUAAAAAAAAAAUGUAAUUCCACUUUGACAUCGUGUGUAGGUCAGUGACUCAAUUUAAUCAAUACAAAUUCAGUCGUAACACAACAAAAUGUGGAGAAAGUCAAGGGCUGUGACUACUUUCUGAUGCCGCUGUCGUUGCUUACCUUUUUUAUUAUAGGCUACUACUCAGACACUUUUUUUAAAAUGACGUUUAGAAUUUAUGGUUUUCAUUUAAAAGCUUCAUACCUCACUUGUGUUUUAACACUCAAAUCACUCAUAGCUCUGUUUACAUUUAUCCAGCAUAUAUGAAAGUUUUUUUUUUUAGCUUUCAACAUGGUGAAAUAAAAUUAACUACAAUUUUGGACAAGAUGAGCACACUUUCAAUUUCCUUUCUGUUCCUUCAGUGGACCUCCUUUACCUCACCCUACCUUCUCAAACUGUGACUACUUGACUCCUGCAGUAUACUCUCAAACAGACCUCUCCAACACGUAUUUUUAACAGUAAAAAUAUAUUUCUUGCUCAGUGAUAUUAAAGCUGGAAUUCUUAGUAGUGAAACUGUCACAUCUGCCUGAUAUUACAACAAAGUUACUGCAAACAGCCCCACCUCCCUGGACAUCAUUGCACGUGCAAUAGAACAGCAGCAUACUGUAUGUAGUGAUGAUUUUUUUAGUUAUUAUUAUUACGAUGCACGACUCUCCCCAGCUCCGCUUCGUCAACAAAACAAUGGCCGUGGGGCGGACAGUGCUGCUGUUUCACCAUACUGCGAAUUCUAUCUUUAAGAUGGUUAAGAACCAAUGGAAAGAAAUCAUGGGUUUGAGAACUUUAGCUGUUUUAAAAUUGUAUGUGAUGUUUGCAGCAUGGGAGUGCGUGUGGCUGCAUCCUGUUACAUGGGAAAUUGCCUCGUCACUUUGAAUGUCAUGAGGGAUAAUUAAUUGACAGUGAUGACAGUCUAUUAGGUAAGUCAUCUCGGAAACUAUUCGUAAUCUUCCGUGAGCGCUGGCCUCCGGACAACCUUUCGUACAUCUGCCCACAAGAAAUUAAGAAAUAGUCUGAAUAUUUUAAAGGGACACAAUGAGAAAACAUUACAUGAUGUUAUCAAGUACCCAGAGCACUUAUAAACUUAAUUAGUGUUUUAAAUAGAUAUUUGUUCUUAUGGCUUGGGUGAUGUGGGCAGUUUGACUACCCAACAAGCUGUAAUCUAGGAGGGUAUGUGACUGUUUCAAGCCUCCAGUACGCUCACACCAUUUUUAUCUGGUAACUGUUGUACACUGCAGUGUAACAGACAUAUGAGGUGCCUUUUUAAAAACUGAUGUUAUGUAUUUAUUUUCAUAUUGUGAACAGACGACAUUGGCAUGUGAAACUUGCCCCUAUUUCUCCUUCACGCUAUACACAGGAUAGCGCUGAAUGGGAUUUAUAGUCAUUCUGUAACUAAUAAACAUGUCAAAGUGA
Messenger RNA from Salmo salar (Atlantic salmon), 4130 nucleotides. The record is from RefSeq and is a predicted model, not a curated record. Lineage: Eukaryota; Metazoa; Chordata; Actinopteri; Salmoniformes; Salmonidae.